AUGCUCUAUAUGUCGGACUGGACAAACGCUUGGAAGCAGUGCUGUGACAUCGGUCUGAACCUGACCUCGAUGGAGUCGGCCGGGAAAUUGAGUUGCUUUUCUAGGAUUGUCUCCAAGUUCGCUCCAAAAACCUACGGCGAUUUCUGGCUGGCCGGGACGGACGUGGGGUGUCCGUCAACCUUCAGGUGGUGUCCACUGUACCGUAACUUCAUCAACCCUGAGCUCAAGUGGAAGGUAGGGCACCCCAAGGAGGGCCUGGACUGCGUUUAUCUCGAGGCGAGGAGCGGAUCGGUGCUGCUGGCCACCGCAAACUGCACCGAACAGAAGUUGUUUUUCUGCGACCUGAUUAACGUGGCGGCCUCGCCAAAUCGCGCCAUUCAAAACGAGUGCGCCGACAUUUGGGAAAUUACCAGUGAGCAAAUUGACAAUCUGCUGAUCUCCAGCUUUUUUAAUUCGCUGAACAUCACACAAAAUCUCAGGUGCUUCUUGAAAUGCAUGGGUAUCAACAUUGGAAUGUUCGAAUUAGGAGGAGUGAAUGGAAUUGAUUUGUUGCGGCAAAUAGAACUAGCGGCUGAAGAGGAUCCUGUCCAAAUGCAAAAUGGAUUCAGCGCUUACGACACAUGCAGCGGAAAAAAGUUCGACGACGAGUGCGUGACUGCUGAGGAAAUUUACAAGUGCGGUCUGAAGGAGGCACCCGAUCUGGUCGCAAAAAUCGUAAACAACAAUAACAUCAAUGAACCUAUGCUGGCUCCACCGCUCCCGUGCGUUCCGAAGCCUCGAUCCUGUUGGCUUUCGAAAAUGUAUCCCUGCAUCGCAAAUCAAACUGCAAUCGAUGCAUUCAACAGCAACAACGGGGAAGAUGAGAUGGGAAAAGUGUUUGUACAUUCGUCGGGAAAGUCUUUCUACAUCGGAAGAGUUAAAACUACCGGGAUUGACGUGGUUGCAGUUUUCCAACAUUGCUGCGCGCUUGGAAUGAGUCUCUUCGAACCAGUAACUCUGAUGGAUUUUGUGACAGCUUACGGAGCUUCAAAUAGUUUGGACUACCAGACUGCAAGUACCUAUCUCAUGGGAGAAACGGAGUCGGUCAACCAGACGCACGAGGUGUGGUGUCGCAGCCGCAAUGCUUUGCCAGACGCACUCUACGCGAUCACUCUAAACGAACCCAGAUUUCCCUGCACCGAGUCGAUAAUUGGCGCCACGACCAAAUUUUCAUACACCGUUGUAUCUAGAUUGAACGAGAACAUUCACAACUUGUACAUCAACCGGGCUAAUAUUAACGAUUUUGCCUCUUUCGUUUGCGUGAAAGUGUAGAAAAAUUGGAAUAUUGCGAUUUGUGAUCAUUUUAAUUCGAACUAAAAUUCAUGUCAUAAAAUUACAAGCAUUUGUGAUAAAUAUGAUAACAGUUUUCUAUA
Messenger RNA from Cloeon dipterum, 1412 nucleotides. RefSeq lists its product as uncharacterized. The record is from RefSeq and is a predicted model, not a curated record. Lineage: Eukaryota; Metazoa; Arthropoda; Insecta; Ephemeroptera; Baetidae. Gene Ontology annotation, molecular function: odorant binding. The transcript is spliced from 12 exons. Bases 1 to 1311 code for a protein of 436 amino acids.